This is a messenger RNA of Priceomyces carsonii, 2988 nucleotides long. Its product is annotated as Ran GTPase-binding protein. Gene Ontology annotation, molecular function: tRNA binding; small GTPase binding. Lineage: Eukaryota; Fungi; Ascomycota; Pichiomycetes; Serinales; Debaryomycetaceae. The record is from RefSeq and is a predicted model, not a curated record. The coding region runs from base 1 to 2988 and encodes 995 amino acids. The transcript has a single exon. Gene Ontology annotation, cellular component: nuclear pore; nuclear matrix; cytoplasm. Gene Ontology annotation, biological process: tRNA re-export from nucleus.
AUGGAAGAACAAAUUACCCAAGCUGUGGAGAUUGCGCUUAGCGGAACGGCAGAUUUGAGUUUAAAGAGUCAAGCAUAUCAUUUUAUAGAUCAAAUCAAGUCAAGUGAGGAAGGUUUCAAGACAUGUAUGGACAUAUUAGUCAAGAGCUCUAUCGAUUCAAAUAUCAUGAACGAGAGUUUGAAAUUUUUCAUCUACCAAGUGAUAGAUGAAAAUAUCGAGAGGCUCAAUGAAGAACAACUUUUCAAUCUUAAUUCGAGUUUAUUUAAGGUUCUUUCCGAUUUUAAGUCGAAGAAUAUAAGCGAUCCAGCAUAUUUGAAGAAUAAGCUAGCAACAUUGUUAGCAAGAACCUUUUGCUCAGUAUAUAUUAGCAUUUAUCCAAAUUAUUUUAAGGACUUGUUUAACCUUAUCUCGGAUAAUAAUCAACUUGCAUUAGAUUACUAUGCUAGGAUUUUGAUAGCAAUACAUUCGGAAGUCGGUGAUAAGUUUAUACCAAGAUCCAAGGAAGCCCAAGAGAAGCAAAAUGUUUUAAAAGAUCAAAUAAGGUCUUGUGAUAUGGAGGCAUUAGUUGACAGCUGGUCAAAAAUUUUAAUGAAUCCUGCGAAUUCUCCUGAAAUAUUAAAUGGAACUUUAAAAAUUGUUGGUCAAUAUAUUACUUGGAUGGAUAUCAGUUUAUUCGUUUCAAAUCAAUUUAUUGGCUUAAUAUUUCAAUAUUUGAAUAGAAAAGAACAACGCAACGAAACAUGCUUGACAUUAGCUGAAAUUAUCAGCAAAAAAAUGAAGCCAAUCAACAAACUUGAGCUAAUCACCAUGUUAGAUUUAGCUACUGUUAUAGAGUCAUCAGUUGAUUUCAACGACCCGGAUUUAGAAUUCUUAGAGAAUGUGUCCAUAUUAAUUAAUCAGAUUGGAACAGAAUUAUUAAUUAUUUUAGAAAACGAACCCGAAUUGCUUGGAGAAGUUAACCAGCAGCUCUUUAAAGUUUGGCAGUUAGUAUUUACUUGUCUCAGUCAUGAAUACGAUGACGUCUCUCAACAAGCAUUUCCAUUUAUUCAAAAUUAUUUGUUGUUCUGCAAGAAGUACGAGGCAUUAAAUUCUCUUGAACUUUUGUCCUCUCUCUUAAACAAAAUCAUAUUAAAAAUCAAAUAUGACGAUGAUGAUGACGGAUUGGAUGAUGAUAUAGAUGAGCAAUUCAGUGGAAUUAGGUCUAAAUUAAAAACAUUUCAAGAUACGAUCGCGAUAUUAAAGCCUAACUUAUACUUAGAAGCAAUUCCUAUUGUGAUUAAUGAAUCUAUUUUUAAAUUUGACGAGGAUAACUCUAGUAAUGUUGACUGGAGGAAGAUCGAACUUGGGUUAUAUGAGCUCAAUAAUUUCAGCGAGAGUUUGAGAAACAAUCUAAUUAAUUUACCCAAGGGAGAAAUUAAUCGUUCUAAACCAUACUUUCUUCUUCAAAAUUUCAUUACGAAGCUAAUAAAUUCUAACUUUAUCUUAAAUGUCAAGCAUCCCAAAGUUCAAUUGAGUUUUUUUGAAAUUAUUGUUAAACACUUCAAUUUUUUGAACAUAUCUGACCCCCAAAUCAUUGUUAGGAUUUUAGAAGUCUUCACCAGUCCUUUGGGAUUAUUUAAUGAAUUGGAAAGAGUGAGAUCACGUAGCUGGUAUCUUUUUUUCAGGUUUGUGAGACUUUCAAGACCAGUAUUAAAUGAUGAAACGAUGAUUGAAAGUUUAUUAUUAAAGUUUCAACCUCUAUUGAUAAUAAAAGCGGAAUUGCCAGUAAGAGAUGAAGAUAAUGAUCUCGUGGAGAAUGGAAAUUUUAACGGUCAACUUUAUUUAUUCGAAUCUAUCGGGCUCUUGAUAUCAUUGCUUUCGAUUGAUAUAUCGAACAAGCUGAAAUUAGUUGACUUAAUAUUUCAACCGCUAUUCAGUGAUUUGGAAAGUUGUAUAGAGAAUUUGGGAGCCAAUAAUAAUCAACUGUUGAUUGCGUUACAAGCCCAUCACACAUUGAUGGCUAUUGGAACCUUUGCUAGGGGUUAUGAUCACGAUCUAGGAAACAAAUAUUCUUCUGAAAUAGUUGAAAAAAUUAAUAACGCUGCACAGGUUGUUCUUAUCACUUUAGAUAACUUUUCUAAGUUUGAGAGUAUUCGAGAGGCAGCUAGAUUCUCUUAUUCAAGGUUCAUUCCAAUCUUAAAAAACCAAAUUAACAAUCAUUUGAGUAAGUUAGUAUCUUUGAUAUUGGCUGCAAACAAUUUAAAGAUUAAUGAAUUGUCUGACUUCCUUGGAUUUUUAGGACAAAUCGUACACCAGUUUAGAUCUGAUGAGAAUAUAUAUCAACUAUUGAAUAGUCUCUUAAGUCCAUUGGUUCAAAAAAUAUUUGAAAUGUUGAACAAGCAUAGCGAAGAUGAACAAUUGAUCCCUGACUUAGUCAGAGACAAAUAUUCCUUGAAAAAAUCAUUCAUGGCAUUUAUUAGUGUCAUUAUUUUCAAUCAUUCAUCCAGUCUUUUAGUUACUGAGACUAAUAAAAAAAUCUUCCCUGAAAUAAUAAAGAGUCUUUUUGAAUAUGCUUAUGAUUUGUCUGAAACAUCUGUUUCUAAAUUAGCAAUAUCUCAAUUAAUAAAUAUAGUAAACGUCUUCGGAAAUGGGGGUAAAAUUCAGGAUCCUGAAGAUAAAUUCAGCGAAAAUUUACCUGCAGUUGAAGGUAUCGAUGCUUUUUUGAUGGAGAGGGUUAUUCAACUAUCAUUUGAAUUACCAUUUCAGAGAGCUGAAUUUGACUUAAAGGAUGCUCAGUACAGACUAAUUGGUCAAGAAAUUUCGUUAUUGUUGAAGACGUAUCAACAGAAAAAGGGAGACGAAUAUUUAAACUAUUUGUCAAAUUACUUAACUACAAUGGGUCUUUCACAGAGCCUUAUGAGCGAAUUUGGAACAAAUUUAGUAGAAUUAGAUCAAAAAGCUUUCAAAAAGUAUUUCAUAAACUUUGUCACUAAAUUAAAGGGCAAAUAA